Messenger RNA from Rosa chinensis, 366 nucleotides. RefSeq lists its product as uncharacterized. The record is from RefSeq and is a predicted model, not a curated record. The transcript has 2 exons. Lineage: Eukaryota; Viridiplantae; Streptophyta; Magnoliopsida; Rosales; Rosaceae. Gene Ontology annotation, molecular function: nucleic acid binding; RNA-DNA hybrid ribonuclease activity. The coding region runs from base 1 to 366 and encodes 121 amino acids.
AUGGAGGUUGAGGCGUGUAGGGCGGGGCUUUUAUUUGGUAUUCACCAAGGAUGGUUGGAAGUGGAAAUUGAAAGCAACUCUAUCCUUUUGAUUGCAGCCCUAAAAAGAGAGGAGAUUGACCUUUCUGAGGUUGGUCAGGUUGUGGAUGACUGUAAGGCUUAUAUGGCUGCUUUUCAGGUAGUCCAGGUCCGACAUAUAUUCAGAGAAGCAAAUGGUGUAGUAGAUCGAUUGGCUCACCUUGCUAGGAGAGGGAUGCUUGAUGAUGUAUGGUUAGGAGAAACUCCUGCUAUUAUUCAAGAUGUACUCUACGAGGAUAUUAGUCAUUUGUAUGCUGUGGCUCGGGGUCCAGAUAGAGAUAAAAAGUAA